AUGCAACAGCUCCAGCUCCUGCGUCUGCUGCUCCUGCGCUUCCUGGUCCUGGGUCACUGCCUGUGUGUGCCCCUGGGUGGCCAGUGUGUGGACAAGAGCUUCUGCACUAGCAGCCUGGAGGACCUGGAGGAGUACCACGCACAGCUAGUCAGCCUGCCCAACCGCCUCAACGAACGCAGUGUAGCCGCCUGGACCUACGUACAAAACAUCGACUUGAACCGGGUUCCUCAGGUCCUGUAUGAAGCCAACUGCCUUGAAAGCCACUCCUGUAAGGGUUUGGACAGCACCCCCAGCCUGGAGACAAUCCCCAUCACCCUCAGGAUGCCCGUGUUGAGGAAAACCCCCCACUGUGCCUCCUUCUCCCUGGAGUUCGAGCCCAUCAAUAUAGCCUGUAUAUGCGCCACUUCCAGACAAAGCUGAUUUCGAACUGCUCGAUUGUAAAUUAAAGUAUUUAUUUAUUUUGGUUAUAAAUGUUGAGGCUAUAAAUGAGAUUUAAUGUGUGUUUCGAAUGUUUUUUUUGACAUAAGGGUAAAGAUGUAUUAUUAUUGUUAUUAUUGACAUCACUCAGUCUAAGUUCAAACUCAUGUUAGUUGUUUGCUAUGACAUUGAAAAUAUCUUGGUCAUUGGUCAAGAAUAAAUCAAAUGUUCACUUACCAUCUGCUUAAAGCU
Coregonus clupeaformis (lake whitefish) is the source of this 669-nucleotide messenger RNA. RefSeq names its product interleukin-17A-like. Lineage: Eukaryota; Metazoa; Chordata; Actinopteri; Salmoniformes; Salmonidae. The record is from RefSeq and is a predicted model, not a curated record. The transcript is spliced from 5 exons. The coding region runs from base 1 to 420 and encodes 139 amino acids. Gene Ontology annotation, cellular component: extracellular region. Gene Ontology annotation, molecular function: cytokine activity.